Molecule: messenger RNA, 1031 nt
Organism: Copidosoma floridanum
Lineage: Eukaryota; Metazoa; Arthropoda; Insecta; Hymenoptera; Encyrtidae
Gene: iav
Product: transient receptor potential cation channel subfamily V iav
Biological process (GO): calcium ion import across plasma membrane
Cellular component (GO): plasma membrane
Molecular function (GO): protein binding; calcium channel activity
Source: RefSeq, a predicted model, not a curated record
AUGUCGACUGUGGCUGUCAAAGAAGAAAGUAAAACAGUUUCAGCCGCAGGCGUGCCCAGCUGGAGCGACGAUCCACUGUUGGACCUGAUGCUCGCCAUCGAGAGGGCCUGCGACGAGGAGACGCUCCAACGCCUGGCGCGCUCGGCCCAGAUCGCCGGGGAGAAGGCUCGAGCCAAGCCCGAAGGCGACCAGCACGCCUACCUCGAGAAGCUCGCCCUCGGUGGCCUCGGACUCGCACCCCUGCCCAACGACCCAAAGCCCAAGCCCCCGAAGGAGCAUUACUUCACCGAGUCCAGCGACAACGACAUUUUUCCAAACGAGGGCCAGCUGGACACGGAGUUGAGGCUGCAGCGCAUGAGGUCGUUGACGAGUCGGUUGGCAAGUGAGCGGAAGUCCGUUGACGCGGUAGCGUCGGAGUGGACCUUGCUCCCCCCGGUGUCGUCGUUCCUCGACUCCUCGCUCGACGACACUUCCGGCUGCCGGUUCCUCGCUCGUCCGCCAGCAGUGGUGGGACGGCUGGCGGAAACUCGGGCGGUCACGCUGCCCGGCCCAGUGGCUGGAGUUGCUGUCGCGGUUGGUACGGGCGCAACGGGCGAGCAGUGCCAACGACAGGGGAAGCGCACGAGCAAGCGAACAAAGCGCCACAAGAGACCAAGGACGGCCACGAAUCGGGUGUCGCCGAAGGAGACGAGCGAGAUUCCAAGUGGCAAAGCAAAGCCGUCCGUCUCGGCCGGGAGCGCCACGACUGCGAGCGACGGCAACAAGGGGUCGCUGGCCAGCGGUUCCUCCGGGACCGCCGAUCCACUGGAGCCUUGGAGCACACGCGGCAUCAAAGACAUGAACGCCAUACUCGCCUGGAACGAGCGACCCGACCCCGACGUCCCUUGAUCCCUCCCCCCGUCCACCCAAUAACCCUCCCCUCCCAUGUACUCCGCGACUCCGGUAUCUGGCAGCGGAUCUCUCCUCUGGGAUAUUCACCCGGACUUUGGUUCUACUUUACAUCUCUACUGUGCUCCUGGUUUUUAUGAUUG